This is a messenger RNA of Lactuca sativa (garden lettuce), 420 nucleotides long. Its product is annotated as putative mitochondrial protein AtMg00820. The record is from RefSeq and is a predicted model, not a curated record. Lineage: Eukaryota; Viridiplantae; Streptophyta; Magnoliopsida; Asterales; Asteraceae.
AUGGUCUCCCCUAAACCCGUCAACCGUCUCAACCUCCACAUCGAUACUGUUAUCGACUCCCAUCUUCCUCGUAAUUAUCACCAAGAUUUACGAGAUCCUAAUUUGCUAAAUGCAAUGAAAGAAGAAUUUAAUGCAAUUAUCUCUAACAAGACUUGGGUACUUGUUCCUGCACCUCCUGAUGCUAACAUUGUUAACUGUAUUUGGCUAUUCAAAAAGAAGUUUAAUGCAGAUGGAUAUCUGGCUCCACAUGGUGCACAUAUGGCGUAUCUCCUCUUAUAUGUGGAUGAUAUUGUGUUGACUGCUUCUUCUACCACUCUCAUUCAACAGGUACUUCCGAGGGUUGUGGGAAGGCGAAAGUGUGACUGUACACAUCUUGAUUUUAUGUUGUUGAUCUUGGGAAACUCUAUUUUUGAACAAUGA